AUGUCCAUAGCUCUGAAGCAGGUGUUCAACAAGGACAAGACCUUCCGGCCCAAGAGGAAAUUCGAACCCGGCACCCAGAGGUUUGAGCUCCACAAACGAGCUCAGGCGUCCCUCAACUCAGGCGUGGACCUGAAGGCGGCGGUGCAGCUGCCCAGUGGGGAGGACCAGAAUGACUGGGUGGCUGUGCACGUGGUGGACUUCUUCAAUCGGAUCAACCUCAUCUACGGCACCAUCUGCGAGUUCUGCACCGAGAGGACCUGCCCUGUGAUGUCAGGGGGCCCCAAAUACGAGUAUCGGUGGCAGGAUGACCUCAAGUACAAGAAGCCGACCGCACUGCCCGCUCCCCAGUACAUGAACCUCCUGAUGGAUUGGAUCGAGGUCCAGAUCAACAACGAAGACAUCUUCCCAACAUGUGUGGGUGUCCCCUUCCCAAAGAACUUCCUGCAGAUCUGCAAGAAGAUCCUGUGCCGCCUCUUCCGGGUCUUCGUGCACGUCUACAUCCACCACUUCGACCGGGUCAUUGUGAUGGGUGCGGAGGCCCACGUCAACACCUGCUACAAGCACUUCUACUACUUCGUCACGGAGAUGAACCUCAUCGACCGCAAGGAGCUGGAGCCCCUGAAGGAGAUGACCAGCCGGAUGUGUCACUAG
Molecule: messenger RNA, 651 nt
Organism: Pipistrellus nathusii (Nathusius's pipistrelle)
Lineage: Eukaryota; Metazoa; Chordata; Mammalia; Chiroptera; Vespertilionidae
Source: the annotation of a GenBank genome assembly